AUGUCGCAUCAGACGUUAGGGGCUUUAUUAGCACAUUAUGUGCUGACACGGGGUCUAGUUGAUAACAAGGAGCAGUAUAAGAGCAGCAUAUGGACAGAUAUAACAGUGCUACUCGCCGAAUUUGUGGAAUAUAUGGAAGAUGAGACCCUAGACGACCUUGCAGCUAAUUGUUUAAACAAGGGUUACACGCGUGAGGGCAACGCGACCGACUUCUUCGUAGCUAAAGUGGGCGAUAGAAUUAUAUGUACACUCAUGUCACGAGCAUUAUUUUUCAUGAAUGAAUGGCGAACGCUGUCCGGCGGUUCGACAAAUAACGACACUCAUAAUGCAGCGUUGAAGGAACAUAUAAGGUGCGCCAUCGUAAAUAUAUUUAUGUACAUUUUGCUGGAAUCUCCAUGCAAAAGUCGAAUGGGUGUAUAUUAUGCAUGGCAAACAAUGAAAGAGCUGGAGACAUAUUCGCCUGGAUUACUCACAAAGGGCACGUGCCGCCAGGGGGUGUUUACAGAUAUACAAAUCGAGGAAUUACAAAUGGGGACAAAGAUUAAGGCAUGGUUACAGAACAAUGGAACACUACAAGGCACAAUUGGCGGCAACGCAAUGAAAAGCACAUGCACGCAAAGGAUACACGAACUCGUAGGCGCAAAACGGGAUGCACAUGCCAUGGAUGCCAAAAUACCACUGAAGACACACGAGAGGGACGUUAUAAAGCAAUUAGGGCAACAGAUCAAGGUCUUGGUUCCGAAGGUGCAAAAAGAAGUAAUGAAAAAGGCGCGGGAACUCCAUACAUCCACGCAGCCUAUCGAAGACGAAGCCAGUAGCGAUGUCAAGGAUGACGCAAGUAAGGCAAGAGUAUCGAACUCUGUCACAAGCGGUACACCAGCACAAUCCGGCAACGUAGACGGCAAAGAAUCGUCCACAUCGGCCAUAUCAGGACCCGUAGGUACACAAGGACAGGGAUCUUCCACCACACCAGCACCAUCGGCCAAGGCAGCCGGCAGCGGAGCAGCAGCUGCCAAACCAGCACCAGCCAAGCCGAACAAGGACGGCAACGGAACAAACACCGCUGCCAAACCAGUAGCGCCGAAAGACUCGGUGGCAACAAAGGGGGUAACGGAGAAGACCGCAGAAGGGAAUUGUCCAUGGAUGAGCAUAGAGGACGAGAAGAGGAGGGAACUGUACGUCCUGGGUCCUCGUAGUAGUGCAGCACUGGAAAAAAUGAAGAGCAUGCUAGGGGCAUUUGCGGACUAUAUGGACAAGGACAAGUGGGACAUGGAAGCCGUGGGUGCCAAUUGUAAUAAUACAGGUUGGGAUGAUGUGGAUGACCAGUACAGGACCCAGCAGACAGUAGCGGACGUAAUACGGUGCAGAUUCAUGAGUGUAGCAUUAGGCUUCGCAAAUGGGUGGACAGCCACAAAGCAGGAUAGGCACGACACAGUGAAAAUGGAUCCGGAAGAACAGAAUACGCUGAGAUGUGAAGUAACAAAUGUAUUUGGACAUCUACUGAGACACAGAUAUUGUCCCGACCAGGAACACUGGCGAAGAGGUACAGAGUAUGCUUUUCAAACAUUCACGCAGAUGAAGACGACGCCACAAGGUGGAGCUCCAGGCAUUGAGGGUCCUGUUGUCGACGGACUGUGUACCAUGUGUGGGUAUGGACACAAUAGGAAGCAUAUAGAAGCAGUAGAUUUGGACAUAGUAACCUGGUUAAUGAACGAAGGGAAAAUAUUGGCAGGAAUGGAUAAAAUAGAAGAAGGGGCUGAAUGUAACACGAAGUGGAAGGAGUACACAGUUCACAAGAUGAACAAGCAUGGCACUGGAAAAGUGGACGAAACACAAAUUCCUGAAAUAAAGAAAGACGAGGAGAAACUAACGAAGGAGGCGGUGAAAACUAUUGAAAAGGUUACAAAGGUAGUGGAACAGAAAAUUCAAGAAAUAGCAGGUAAGCACACGAAUAGUAAGAAUGCGCAUAACAAGAACAUACGGCCGCUACGAAUAUACGGCAGGUCCUCAUGUAAACCAUACGAAUAG
Molecule: messenger RNA, 2028 nt
Organism: Plasmodium fragile
Lineage: Eukaryota; Apicomplexa; Aconoidasida; Haemosporida; Plasmodiidae
Exons: 4
Coding region: 1-2028 (675 amino acids)
Source: RefSeq, a predicted model, not a curated record